AUGGCUGACUAUCUGUAUGAGCUCUUGACCCCCCAUCUGGCUCCCCCAGAUGCCUCCUCUUUGUCUCCUGAACACAAUGCCACCACGGCCCAGUACCUCACCCGAUUGCCUACCCUCUCGCUCCAGGCUUUACAGGAGACCGAAUCUCAGUCGCUAGCGCAGUCCUCUCAUUCCACCCUUAUCUCCCUCCAGGCGCUGUCCAAUCGCUCCCACAAAGACUUCAUCACCUCUGCCGACAGCCUAUCGCACCUUCAGGCAUCAAUCCCGCAGCUUAUCCGUGACGCACAACAUCUUCGCGAUGCAAUCCCGAGACUCGACGACGAGGCCGUCCAGUUCGCCGCAAAGUACAGUCGCACGGCGGAAAAUGUGGCCUUAGAGCAGCGCAAAAAGGCCAUGCAGUUGGCACGGAACGUGGACCGACUCUCCGACAUCUUAGAUCUCCCCACCCUCCUGUCGACGACCGUCUCUUCCGCCUCCGCAAGCUCGGGGGCUGCGGGGGGCUCGUUCUCGACCACAUACUCUGCAGCAUUGGACUUACACGCGCAUAUUAAGAGAUUACAAACCCUGUACCCCGACUCUCCGCUGGUCAAAGACGUCGUCCUGCAAGCCGAAGAUGCCAUGAAGGACAUGACUACGAAUCUGAUUGCUGGUCUCCGCACACAAAAUCUGCGACUAGCUGCUGCCAUGAGAACGGUUGGCUGGAUGCGCCGAGUGGCCCCCGAAUUGGAGAACCUGCGUAGCCAUGGGGGUACCGGCUCUGGGGAAGGCGCCCUGGGAGCCUUGUUUCUGAUAUGUAGGCUGGCAAACUUGGUAUCUACACUCGACGCGUUGGAACCGUUACGGGAACUCGCCGAACAGGAGACGCAGCGGAGGGUGGACAAUCUCGGGAAAAAAGGUGGAACCGCCAGCUCGUGGUCGGCCGGCUAUCAGACCGAGAGGUUUUUGAAACGGUACAUCGAGAUUUUUCGCGAGCAGAGCUUUGCCAUUGUUUCCUUGUACAAGAACAUCUUCACUCCCGACCAGUCCGAGUCGGAUCUAGCCGUGGCAGGGAUACGGGGAAUUGAUGCGCGUAUCAAAACGACGCCUACGCCUCGCCCAGAGGAUCCAUUGCAGGCCCUGCCUUCAGCACUUGCUACUUUCCCCAUGCAGCUCGUUCAGUUGCUUACGGACACAUUACGGUCUUUUCUUCCUAAUGUCCAGGAUAGAAGCUCGCGCGAGAGUCUCCUCACCCAGGUCCUCUACUGCGCCGCCAGUCUAGGUCGACUCGGUGGGGAUUUCGGGAUGAUUCUUACGGAGUUGAGCGACGGGAAUGACGACGAAGGGGUGACAUAUGAAUGGGAGGAGGUGACACGAAAACAUCGGACCUUGGCAGGACGCCUGGAGCAGCUAACGGGGGGAAAUACAACCUCCAAAGGCCUGACAAGUGCCUCCAUCCACUCAUAA
This is a messenger RNA of Aspergillus tanneri, 1443 nucleotides long. RefSeq names its product Dor1-like family protein. Gene Ontology annotation, biological process: cytoplasm to vacuole targeting by the Cvt pathway; intra-Golgi vesicle-mediated transport. The transcript has a single exon. Gene Ontology annotation, cellular component: COG complex. Bases 1 to 1443 code for a protein of 480 amino acids. Lineage: Eukaryota; Fungi; Ascomycota; Eurotiomycetes; Eurotiales; Aspergillaceae. The record is from RefSeq and is a predicted model, not a curated record.